GAAACCGUAGACACCGUAAAAUUGGAGGAGAGAAAGAGGGAGUAGGAGUUGUAGUUGACCCUUAAACCUCAUCUCUUGUAACUCUCUUUGGAUAUUGUAAUAUUCCCCAUCUACCCCUAGAUCUCCUGCAUUUCGGAGAUGGCGGAUGCGCAAUCCAGAUACGUUAAACUGACCAAAGAUCAGGAUCCUUUGCAGGAUAUCCAACCUGGUGAACUUAAUCAGCCAAUUGAUGUUCCUCAUGUCUUUCUCUCUCUCCCAAUUUUCUUUUAAGUGUUUCUUGAAUGCCCGCUUGAAAUAAGAAUGAUAAUAUGUGAGGAUAGCGGGAUAGAUGUUUCAUUUAGGUUUGUAAUUAUAGGAUCGAAUCCAGUCUGAAAUUUGGAGCAUGCUAUUGCUUGAAAUCCGCGAAUUUUGCGCUCGAUUUACCGGCUGUUGGAAUCCUUUUUUUUGGAGGCCAUUUAGAUCUGUUCGGAGGAUAUUAAAGAAAGAACCUUGUCAAAUUUGUGUGUCCGAAAGUGCAACGAAUGUGGACAGGCUUUACCUGAAAACUUUUAGCCACCCGCUGUUGAACCUUGGACUACUGGAAUUUUUGGCUGUGCUGAAGAUACAGAAAGUUGCUGGACUGGACUAUUUUGUCUGUGUUCUAUUUGGGCGUAAUAUUGAGAGCUUGAGAGAUAAUACGCCUUGGACUACACCAUGCAUUUGUCAUGCUAUUUGUGUUGAAGGUUGCAUGGCAUUGGCAGCUGCAACAGCGGUCUUCCAUGGUAUUGACCCAAAGACAUCAUUUCUCAUUUGCGAGGGUUUGUUGUUUGCUUGGUGGAUGUGUGGAAUAUAUACCGGUCUUGCACGGCAAUCCUUACAGAAAAAGUAUCAUCUCAAGAAUUCACCCCGUGAUCCGUGCAGGGUGCACCGCUGCAUGCAUUGGUGUGCUUUAUGCCAGGAGCAUAGAGAGAUGAAGGGAAGGCUAUCAGAUAACUUUGUCAUGCCGAUGACUGUUGUCAAUCCUCCCCCUGUUCAAGAGAUGAGCUCUUCCAAUGAAAACAGUGAUUCAUCGCCACCCUCCGGGACAAGCACUAACUUGGAGAUGCAACCUCUCUAAGCUCCGACAUUCUUCGUACAAGAAAAAAGGCAUAUCGGUGAACGGUUUUUAUUUAAGAGGGGUUUUAUUUUCAGAUUCAUGUCUUGUUUCUCUGUAGAAUUGGCUAAUCUUCACAAAAGUUCUUCCAUACACUUUGCAUGCUGCUU
Messenger RNA from Hibiscus syriacus, 1242 nucleotides. Its product is annotated as cell number regulator 6-like. The record is from RefSeq and is a predicted model, not a curated record. NCBI's taxonomy places the organism in Eukaryota, Viridiplantae, Streptophyta, Magnoliopsida, Malvales, Malvaceae. The transcript is spliced from 5 exons. Bases 383 to 1096 code for a protein of 237 amino acids.